Carassius gibelio (silver crucian carp) is the source of this 2698-nucleotide messenger RNA. Its product is annotated as N-terminal EF-hand calcium-binding protein 1. Gene Ontology annotation, cellular component: endoplasmic reticulum; Golgi cis cisterna; cytoplasm. Gene Ontology annotation, molecular function: calcium ion binding. Gene Ontology annotation, biological process: regulation of amyloid precursor protein biosynthetic process. The coding region runs from base 152 to 1240 and encodes 362 amino acids. The record is from RefSeq and is a predicted model, not a curated record. NCBI's taxonomy places the organism in Eukaryota, Metazoa, Chordata, Actinopteri, Cypriniformes, Cyprinidae. The transcript has 13 exons.
CCUCAGCAUCUGCAGCUCUCUCCCCAGAAGACAAGCGCCGUGCUGCUGUUCACACACCAGCUCCGAUCUCAUUCACUGCUAGUUCUGCUUAUAUACCGGUGUCAUUAAGUGCAUAUUCUUCUUUCUAAAUUCUUGAACAGCUCGUUUAAAGAUGUUGGCAUGCACCGAGAUGAUCACGAUGUGUCUCCAGUCGGCGAAGCGCGAGCAUCUCCGCUCCAAACAGCAGCAGCAGCAUCAGAUGCAGGAUGCGGUUCACGGACUGUCCAUCUUUCACGAUAUUUUCCGUCGAGCUGACAAAAACGAUGACGGGAAACUGUCCUUCGAGGAGUUCAAAGCCUACUUUGCUGAUGGGAUACUGACAACCGACGAGCUGCGUGAGCUUUUCUACUCCAUCGAUGGACGGCAAACCAAUAACCUCGAUACAGACAAGCUAUCAGAUUACUUUUCCAAGCAUCUUGGAGAAUAUCUGGAUGUGCUUUCAGCAUUAGAGAAACUCAAUGUUGCCGUCCUAAAGGCCAUGGACAAGACGAAGGAGGAGUACCAGGGUUCGUCUGUUCUGGGGCAGUUUGUGACCCGCUUCAUGUUGAAGGAGACGUCCAGUCAGCUGCUGUCGCUCCAGAUGUCUCUUCAGUGUGCAACGGAGGCUGUGGAGGCUCAGAGCAGCACCUCUCCGGUUGAGGUUAAAGUCCCGGAGCAUCUGGUCAUACAGAAGAACAACAGAAGAUGUGGCCGUCGAGUGCAGAAGAACAUGUGUCUGUCCCCGACUGAUCCGUACUCGGGCAUUCUCACUACUGGUGUUACAGUGGAUACAGAUGAACACUGGUGCUCUCAGAUCAACAGACUACAGCAGCUCAUCGACAAACUGGAGUGUCAGAGUCCAAAGUUGGAGCCGCUAAAAGAAGAUACACUGGCCAGCACAUACAAAUCAAACAUUCUUCUGGUGCAGAGACAGAUGAGCGUGACGGAGAACGGUCUUGAGGACUUCCAGAAGGCUCUGAAGACCUACGCAGACACCACCACCAAUCAGAACGACAACCUCCAUGUUUCCAUCCAGAAGCUUCCUGAGAAGAGCUGCUAUAUCAUCUAUGAGUUCUGGCAGGACCGUAUAUCCUGGAUGAGUUAUUUGCAGUCUGACGCAAGUAAGAUGUUCCAGCGCUGCAUCAUAGACAUGCUGGAGGAUCCAGAGAUCGUCUCCACGAUGCUCAUGCCAGCGUCCUGGUGGAUCAUGACAAACAACUAACAGCAGCAAGAGAAUACACUGCUGAAAAAUGACUCUGUUGUGUCUCUGAAUUAAUAACAGACCUUUAAAAUUGGAUGAAUCAUCUUUUUUUGUGUUGCAUUUUAUUGAUAACGUCUGUCUGAUAGUUCACUGAAAACAAAACAUGUUACACAGGGUUGUGCAUCAUUCAGAACUGAAUUCAGAAUUUAUACAAAUUUGCAAACAGGAAGCAAAAAUGUUUGAAUUCAGAGAAAACAUAAAGAAAUUGAUAUAAAUUCUGUAAAAGUAUUUAAAAUUGUAUUAUGUUUAAUUAUUGAGCUAUUUAAAUUUAGAGAAAAUUCCAAUACAUUUAAUUUAAAUGCUUUAAAAGUGUUUUAUUUCUAUAUUCUAUUAUGUUUAAAUAUUUAGUUAAUACAAUUUUGAAUUCAGAGAAAAUAGAAAGAAAUUCAAAUAAGUUCUGUAAAAUGAUUUUACUUUAAUUAUUUCUUAUUUUCUUAUAUUGAAUUAAAUUAUCUACAUUUUGAAUUCAGAUAAAAUUCAAAGAAAUUAAUAUAAAUGCAAAAUUAGAUUAUUUUAAAUAAUGUUUUUCAUUAAAUUUAAUUAUUGAGUUAUUUAAUUGUAUUAAAAUAAAAUUUAUUUUAUUAAAAUGAAAUUAAUUUAAUUGCAUUUUAAUUUUUAUUUAAUAAGCUGCUUUUCCUUUUAUGGACUAUAGUGAAUGAACACUUAAUUUCACAGAUUUACGAUAUAUCAAUAGAUUCAUAUUUUGAUGGUAAUAUUUAUUUUGCAUUAUUAUUUGUUUUUAUAUCUAAUCAUUAUUUUUAAGUUGUCUGGUGUACAGUUUUGUGGUAAAUAUUUUAAUUGGUUUGAUAAAAGUUAUCUUAUCUACAUGUCACGGAAUAAAUAAUGCUGUAAAUAUGAAUGUUUUAUAGCUUAUAUUGAAGAAAUUAAUUUCCCUAUAUCUGUAUUGAAUUUUGAAUUUCUUUGGUAUUGCAUUUGGGUAGAUUCUCAAUUCAGCAUCCAAUUCAGAUUCACACUCAUGAAUGGAACGGAUCUGAAUCAUCAGCUCUAAAUCAUGCUCAACUCGACACUAACAGGCAUGGGUGUAAUAUUCCUCGCAUGUAUAGAAAAUCAAAGCGUAUUUUGCUCCGUUAUGUGACAAAGCUGCAGAUACAGCGAAUCUGAGAGCAGAACAACACAAAGAAAAACAAGAAUUCAUGUGUUCUUGUAAAUAAUUAAGGUAACACUAGCAAAAUGAUCUGCUAGUUAAGUAAAUGAUGAUUUUCAGGUGAUCUACUCCUUUACUUUGCUACAUAGACACUCAAAGAUCCUGGUUUGACUGAUUUAUUGAACAUGGAAACCUGCUCGUUGUUGUACUAUUUAUGCAUCUUAACUGAAAAACAGAAACUUGACCUUUUUGUUUUAGUUUGUUUCACCUUAUGUGGUUUAGUGCAUUGAAUGAAAAUAAAAGUCGAACAAGUA